CCUCGUCAUUUUACUGCAACCUCUGUGCAACCUAGGCCUACCUCAAGAUGAACGUGAAAAUUCUGCUAUGUCUGUGCGCACUGGCACUGGCUUCGGCUUCAGCCCAAAGACCUUUUGGCGGCUUCGGAGGACGUCCGCCUUUCCAGGGACAGAACGGAGGUUUCGGACGACCCCCACCAGGCUUCCCGGGGCAGAACGGAGGUUUCGGACGACCCCCACCAGGUUUCCCGGGGCAGAACGGAGGUUUCGGACGACCCCCACCAGGCUUCUUGGGUCAAAAUGGCGGUCAAUUUGGAUUUCGACCUUUCGGCUAAAAUAUCCUUCGUGAAACCCGGAUGAAACUCGACCGCAGAUUUUGGACCUAUGGAUCGUUCUCCUUGUAUGCUUAAAUAAAGUGGAAAAUAUG
This is a messenger RNA of Penaeus monodon (black tiger shrimp), 406 nucleotides long. Its product is annotated as 34 kDa spicule matrix protein-like. Bases 48 to 314 code for a protein of 88 amino acids. The record is from RefSeq and is a predicted model, not a curated record. The transcript is spliced from 2 exons. NCBI's taxonomy places the organism in Eukaryota, Metazoa, Arthropoda, Malacostraca, Decapoda, Penaeidae.